GGACUCCGGGUAGCUGAAAACGACAUGUAACACAGAUCCAGGACCAGUCAUCUUAACCAAUCCUUGCCCAAUAAUGGAUAUCCAUCUGACCGUGGACCAGCCCACUCAGACUCACUAGGAGUUUACGCCAAGUGGGAUUCAGAUCGGAGGAAAUCGUGCUGGAGCCACAUCCACACUCCACAGCAGCCCACGGCGUGAAAAGGGACGGACGGAAUCAAGUGAAAGCCUGGUAGGAUCCACACAAAGGUUUUCCCGAGAAGCCACCCAUUAGACGCGGCAGACAUUAGGACUCGUCGUGGACAAUUGAUAACCUUUUCUUUCUCUUCCCUGCACUGGUAGCCAGAGUGUUCUUUCUCUCCGAGCCACGUUUAUUCAGAGAGCUAGCGGAAUGUAUUGCUAGCGCGCUAGCUAAGGUUAGCUAGCUAAUUAGCUUGUCAGACAGACAAGAGUCGGACGUGUGGUCGUCACUAAAUUGGGUCAUUUAUUUAGCGGCGUUUGACUUGAUGGAAAAAGCCGCUGUGCUUUAUCCAUUAUCCUGACACAGCCAUUAUGUUCUGCCUUGAGUAGCCUACGCCAAUAAGACAUUAAAUAAUUGCCUGAAUUACAAGAGCCACUUUCGUAUCAUCCAUCCGAAUCCUUCAUUGAGGACAACGAGGACAAGAGAAGAAGGGGAAAAACAGUCCAAUCUUUUUUUUUUUCUUGGGCGAAGACUCUCUGCCGUCCAAUGUUAAUGUCGACCGACGUUGCAUCUAUAAUGCUACCCGUUAAUCGGGGGAUAAUGGACCGAGAAAGAGACAUCGAUACAUCAGCGGUGCCGCAUACAAGCGCUGCCGGAGGUCCGGCGGCGGUCCGGGGGAUGAAGCGAGGGGACCCGGAACCAGACGCUCUUGCAGCCGUUGCUUUGACUGACCUGACCGGGGCGGAGUGCAAGAGACCAAGGAUAGACGGCACUGGGAAUGUUAUUGGCGACAUCGGACAGAACAAUGAGCCUUUAAAUCCUGGUUUCCACGGAUACACACCUCACAAUCAGGGGCCUCAGGAUUCAACAGGAGCACAGGAUGGUUUGGUGGCCCCCGCCUUUACAGCGUUCCCUCCUCCGCCACCUCCCCAGAAUGGCAUAGCUGGGACAGAAUUUGGCCCCGGGGCCAUGUUUGGUGCAGGGGGUCAAGGAACAGCUGAGGUAGGCGCUGGUGCUCAUGAGGACACCACCAGUGACACCAUCGACGACAAUAAUAAGACCGAUGAGACCUCCCAAGGGGAGACGGCUAUACAGUGUGUGACUGGGGGGUCAGCAGCAGGGGGCUCUGGAGGAGAAUCACCGGAGGCCAAAGGAACCCCCAAACGUCUCCACGUUUCAAACAUCCCAUUCCGUUUCCGUGACCCGGACCUCAGACAGAUGUUUGGGCAAUAUGGGAAGAUUCUGGACGUAGAAAUUAUUUUCAAUGAGAGGGGCUCAAAGGGCUUUGGCUUUGUGACAUUUGAGACCAGCGCAGAUGCCGAGAAAGCCCGCGAAAAGCUCCACGGCACAUUGGUGGAAGGUCGUAAGAUUGAGGUGAAUAACGCCACUGCCAGGGUGAUGACUAACAAGAAAAUGGUCAGCCCCUACCCUAAUGGAGAGGCUCUGAGCACGCUACCCUACGCAGGGUGGAAAUUGAGCCCAAUGGUCGGGGCUGUGUACGGACCAGAGCUUUAUGCCGUCCCAGGGUUCCCGUACCCCGCGGCAGCCGCGGCGGCCACGACAGCUGCGGCGGCAGCUGCGUUCCGUGGCGCUCACCUUCGCGGACGGGGCCGGCCUGUCUACAGUGCGGUGCGGGCAGCUGUCCCUCAGGCUGCUAUCCCCGCAUACCCUGGACUAGUGUUUCAGGACUCAGUCCUUAGUCCCAGAUUGCCUCAGGGAGGCUAUCCUGCUGCCGCCGCUGCCGCCGCCGCCGCCGCUGCUUAUCGCUACACUCAGCCCGCGGCUGUAACCGGAGCAACCGCAGCAGCUGCCGCAUACAGUGACAGUUACGGCCGGGUUUACACGACAGAUCCAUACCACGCUUUAGCCCCAGCUGCUGCCGCCUACGGGGUGGGAGCCAUGGCCAGUUUAUACAGGGCGGGAUACAGUCGCUUCGCUCCAUACUAAAGCCACAAAUUACACCCAAGGAAUUUCUUGUCCCUCCAGAAGCCUUUUUUUGAAGCUCUUUGUUCUGCAGACGCACCCUUCCAUCUCUCUGCUGGUGGACUAGAGUGACAACCUCCUCUUUUUAUAUAUAUUUUUUCCUCUCCCUACCGUCCUUUUUUUUCUAUUGGCAAGAGAGAACGUUGCCACAUCAUCAAUUCUCUUCUCUCUGUCUGACAAGGAUCGAAUGAAAAAGCUCUUGGCACAAUUCAUGACCGCUAACUUUUUAGGAACACUAUUGGAUCUGCUGGAAAGAGACUGAUCCCGCUUGAUCCGCCACACGACACUACAUGUUUUUGUUUUUUUUCAAGCUCCUCAGUUAAGCCACUCUCUCAAGUCUCUGUGCACCCACUCCCACAGUGUCCUUUGGUGAUUGAGCUGCCACAAGAACAGCACUGCUAGUAAAAGAGACACUAAAAACACUAGUAUGAAGAAAAGCAACGUCCCUCGGCACUGUGGAACAUGGAAGCUUCUUACUGGCAGUCCAAAAAAAUGCCAGACCAUUACCAACAUGGCUUGCAGUGCUCAAUUUGUGGUGGAAUCCCUAAAACGUCUCCAUUCACCCAAGGGUACAAUGAAAUGUAAUUUUGUUUUGGGCUUCUACGUUACCUCAAUAUUUUGUUUCUCAUGAAUUUUGCUGCCAUACUUAUUUAACAUGCCUUUAUUUCUGGGUCGACAUCAUUUCAACAACACUAAGGGGGAGGAAGAAUGCUCUUUAAGAGAUUUACUAGACAAGACCAGGGGGAAAGCAAACAUCUGCAUUUUGUCCCUCCUCAUGCUGCUGGUCCCAUGAAAGAAAUCAUUUCAACGUUUUCUGGACAUGACAAUGAUUUUUGGAUUGAUAAUGUUUUUGGUUUUCAGCCUAUGAUUUAUUUUAUUUUUUUUAUAGGAGGCCUGGCCAAGUUUGUUCCAUGUAACCCACCUCCAUAUACUCGCACUAUGUUAUUGUUGAUAUUUGCCUUUUUUUGGUUCCAAAGAUUUUUGUUAUUGUUGAAGAAAGCACAUUUUAGACUUGAUAUAUUUCUCUUUCUUUUGUGUGUUUUUUUUGCCUGUACUUGACUAUUAUAUAUUUUUUUAAUCUCUGGGUUUAAAAUGUAUGUUUUUUUUUGUUUUUUUUCCAAGGUUGAAACAGUCCAGUGCUGUCCGCAUGCAAGACAUUUUAAAUGUUUGCAGCACUUUUUGGGAACCUGUGAAUAUUUCUUCACAUGAUGAUAAUUGACUUUUUUUUUUUUCCUCCCCAGCCCUUCAUUCAAACUGUUUUGCUGCAAAUCCGAAACUGACCGAAGUUGGAGUCAUGAGGGACAUUUUGGGAGAUGAUGGGGGUGUUUGGAAUUGCCAAAGCUAGAGGCAAAGGGACAGGACUUGCGUUUUGCAAACAUUGUGCAGAUGGUAAAAGAUUUGAGGUGAGGAUUUCUAAUCCCAUACCUGACAGGACAUCUUUUUUUUUUCCUUUCCGUAAUUGCUCAUGGAGCAGAAACCUGUGAGGAUGUUUUGUAUGAUUGUGACACUGUGUGCUAUAGUGAGUAUUUUUGGUGCGCUCUUAUUUUUAUUAUUAUUAUUUUGUUUGUCUUAUUACUCCUUACAAGUAUUACCACAAGUGUUGCUAUGCAUGCUUUCCUGAGAGAGAACAGAUGUCAGAACUUUUUGCUUUGUGCAUGAAUUCAAAUCUUAGUGCUGGACGACGACAAGAUGGAGGUGCGCGAGCGAGAUGUUUAUUUUAUAGCACGGAGGGAACAACGUUCCAUGAUAGAAGGUGAAGGUGGAAAGUAAGAAAAAGUGGUAUCCGAGCCCAAAGCUGAUUUCAGUCCGCUUUAAUAAUAUGUCUGAUCUCAGUCAAAUGCCUCUGAGGUUGUCACGGUAAUCAGCAGUCAUAUCAGAUAUGUUGAAAGUUUCAUUUUGGGAUUUCCACCACCCUCCGCAUUCCCCCUGUGGGUUUUCUUUUGUAAUGAAUGAUAACAGUGCUGAGGCAGCCCUUCAAAUUUUUGCCUGUCAGUGGGGAAAAAAAAAAAAAGAAAAAAAAUAUGUUGAGUGCACAAAGUGUUCUGUGCUUUUUCUUUGGAGGGGAAUCUUCUUCAAACAGCCCGGGGAGGAAUUUUGAAUGACAGAAGCCAAGUUAACACACAGCCCGGUCCUCAACUCUGACCCCCCUGAGUCCUUGCACUGUGCUUACAUCAAACUGGAUGUUGGAACAUUGCGAGCAGGGAUGAAGGAAAUGCGUGUGAAUUGCAUGUGGCCUUUUUUGUGUAUCACAUGCUAUUUCAAGUUGCAUUUGACAAAAGUGACUUUUUAUUUCACAAUGUGUUCUCUCAUGUUUUAUUUUUGCCAUCCUUGUAUCUGCCUUCUGUUUAUUCUCCAUUAUUAUUGAAUGUAUAUAAUAAACGGUUUGGUUUUUA
Messenger RNA from Syngnathus typhle (broad-nosed pipefish), 4554 nucleotides. RefSeq names its product RNA binding protein fox-1 homolog 2-like. Gene Ontology annotation, cellular component: cytoplasm; nucleus. The transcript has 13 exons. NCBI's taxonomy places the organism in Eukaryota, Metazoa, Chordata, Actinopteri, Syngnathiformes, Syngnathidae. Gene Ontology annotation, molecular function: mRNA binding. The record is from RefSeq and is a predicted model, not a curated record. Bases 725 to 2125 code for a protein of 466 amino acids. Gene Ontology annotation, biological process: regulation of alternative mRNA splicing, via spliceosome; nervous system development.